Molecule: messenger RNA, 318 nt
Organism: Trichoplax adhaerens
Lineage: Eukaryota; Metazoa; Placozoa; Uniplacotomia; Trichoplacea; Trichoplacidae
Exons: 1
Molecular function (GO): protein binding
Source: RefSeq, a predicted model, not a curated record
CCUACGUCAUAUCCUCAAAAUCUUACCUUGUUGGCAGCAUCCUCUUCCACCAUUUACGUCAAUUGGCAACCACUGGCCUUUUCUGAUCGCAAUGGUUAUAUAAUUAAUUAUAGUCUAAGAUAUAAUUCAAUAAAGUUGAACUCCAGCGAUACAAUUUUUGUCAAUGGCAGUAUGAAUUCAACAGCCUUAACCAAUUUAUCCCCAUUCACUACCUAUAAUAUCGUCAUUCGAGCUGCAACUGUCAUUGGAUAUGGUCCUCCCAGUCCAAGUAAAGCAGCUACGACUCAUCAAGCAGGUUUGAAGGAGGCAUUGACUUAA